ACAAAAGAGUGAGAGUUUAGGGUAUUAUUAGUUUUGCGUAUGGCGGUGAUCCAAGAGGAAUCCCCCGGCGAAAACGGUUCCAAAUCACGCCCGGAUUCGGCAACGGGAUAUGGUUCGGAAGGCUACGAGACCGCCAGUGAUACUGAGCUGAAUGAUGACGACGCUUCGGAUUCUAAUCAUCCGUCUCGGAAUCAUGAUAAUCGAGAUGGCGCUAGUACUUCCGAAAACGGCGAUGCUGAGGUAAGCCGUGGGGAGAAGGAAAAGAAGAUGGUGGAGAAGGCUGACGCCGCCGGCGAUGCUGAAGACAAUGAGAAAGCCUUAGAGCGAGCAAAUGAUGCAAAACUUGAGGGGAAUUCAUUGUUUAAAGAUGGACAAUAUGAAGAGGCAUUGUCAAAGUAUGAGUUUGCCGUACAAAUUGCACCUGAUGGUCCUUCAUCUACGGAUUUACGAUCCAUUUGUCAUGCCAAUCGAGCUGCGUGCUACUCCAAACUGGGUAAAUAUGAGGAGACCAUCAAGGAGUGUACAAAAGCCUUGGAGCUGAAUCCUUCAUACAUGAAAGCUAUUGUCAGAAGAGGGGAGGCUCGUGAGAAGCUUGAACAAUAUGAAGAGGCUAUUGCUGAUAUGAAUAAAAUACUGGAAUUGGAUCCAUUGAAUGACCAAGCUAAGAGAACAAUCAUCCGACUGAAGCCACUGGCAGAAGAGAAGCGGGAGAAGAUGAAAGAAGAGAUGAUUGGAAAACUGAAAGAUAUGGGGAACUCGAUCCUGGGGCGGUUCGGUAUGAGUGUAGACAACUUCAAAGCUGUUAAAGAUCCGAACACGGGCUCCUACUCGAUUUCAUUUCAAAAAUAGAGGUAGUUGCUGUCUUGGUGCCUAAUUAUCUAUUCUUCAAAGCCAUAGGGAGAGUGUGCAUGAUUGAUCAUUAACUUUGCUAUUGAAUGCUACUUAUAUGACUGAAUUAUUGCUGUUUUUAUUU
Andrographis paniculata is the source of this 973-nucleotide messenger RNA. RefSeq lists its product as uncharacterized. Lineage: Eukaryota; Viridiplantae; Streptophyta; Magnoliopsida; Lamiales; Acanthaceae. Gene Ontology annotation, molecular function: protein binding. The record is from RefSeq and is a predicted model, not a curated record. The transcript has 5 exons. The coding region runs from base 40 to 849 and encodes 269 amino acids.